GGUACAGAUGGCACAAAAUUUGCAAAAGCAAGGACCUUUGGUUCUCAAAUCACUUGGUGAAAGCAAUCUUCUUCACCUAGUGGAGGUAUUAAUCUCCGAUAAGAAAUGGAUUGUAGAAUGCUCGUCCCAAGCUUCCCCUUUUAAACUCAUUUGGCCUGCUGGAAAAAGUUCUAAAUUUAGUAAUCCUAAUUCAAAUGGGUUGAGAUCUCUCUUUUUGGGCUCACCAUUGCCGUCCAGUAUGCAAGAACUAGCAGAGCAUGGUGUAGAGAACAGACAUCAAGAUCAUCCUCGUACUGGAAUAUCUCCAUCUGUUAUUCACAAAAGAACUUCUGGCAAGUCCAGAAGAGAGAUACUUAGUGACUGUCAGAAGCUUGUGGAUGACAUUGUAAAGGAGUACCCAGAAGGAUUUAAAAUAGGCUCCUUUGGGAGAUUGUUCCUCAAAAGGUAUGGCUAUUCUCUUGAUUUACAAAAGCUUGGUUAUCAAAAACUGGCAUCCUUGCUACAAAUAAUGAAUGGUGUGAAAAUACAGUCUACUUACAUCAUCCCAUCUGGAAAAGUCACCAAGGGUUAUGGUCUAGAAACUGCUGAUCCUAAUGUUAAAGAAAAUAACGUCAAUGCUACUGUGUCUAUUUCAACGAUGGACGACAAUCUUGACUCACCAUGGGAGGAACUUGGGCCAAUUGCCAAUAAUGGUCCCAUAAGAAAUGAAAUAGGGUUAGGAUUGAGUAGGAAAGGUGAAGAACCGGUGGGACAGAUACAUAAUGACUAUGAAACCCUAUCAGGUGAUGACUUUUCUGAUUCAGAAGAAGAGAAUCUACCCUCAGCGAAAUCAAAAGGCCCAGGGAAGACUAGAAUAGAUGAGGAAGAUAGCUCAUUGCUACAGAUUCUUGACUCGUGGUACAGCAGCAAGGAGGAUAGCAGUAAAAGGGAUGCAUCAGGGACUGUUGAUGGGAUGGUGGAUUGUUCCGGAAAUGGUUUUAAGCAAUCUGCUUCAGCUGGAGUUGGCGGCGUCAAGAGUGAAACUCCUGUGGUAAACUAUGGACGGAAGCAGAGAGCUUCCAAGAACUACUCAUUUGUCUCCCAGCAGGAUAGUAAGGACGAGUUAAUUGAUGGCAUAUUGGGUAGUUUGAAAAAGUCAGGCGAGAAGUCGGCCGAGGCAAGGAUCUAGGUUGAAAGGUGUUCAAGGAUAGAAUGGUGGCACAGUGUUCCUGGCUCUUUAUACAGAAAUUAUUUCAGAAAGUUACAAGUUUGCAGAGGAUUAGAUAGGGGAAAAAAGGUGAUAAUCCUUUAUACAUCUUGCUCAUAUUUCAAGCAUUUAUUCUGCUGCAGAUAGUUGGAUGAUUAUUUUACUGGAGGUAAAAAAGGUUGUCCCCAGUAUGCAAGGCUCUCGCCUAUGACCAGGUUUUUAUUCAUACCAUAUCACUAGUUAAAGUCUAUUAUGUCAUAAAGCAUGUUCGAAUGCAACAUAGAGUACUGUAGAUGGCGUUACAUCCUUGCUGAAAUCUAUUUAUGUGCCGUAUGGGUACCAAUUUUGUACCAAAUUUUGCUUGAUACGUAACUAUCUAAAUGUACUAGUGGUAAAUGCUCUUUCAUUCCUUGGCG
Molecule: messenger RNA, 1602 nt
Organism: Ilex paraguariensis (yerba mate)
Lineage: Eukaryota; Viridiplantae; Streptophyta; Magnoliopsida; Aquifoliales; Aquifoliaceae
Source: the annotation of a GenBank genome assembly